Molecule: messenger RNA, 1738 nt
Organism: Thamnophis sirtalis
Lineage: Eukaryota; Metazoa; Chordata; Lepidosauria; Squamata; Natricidae
Gene: AP1M2
Product: adaptor related protein complex 1 subunit mu 2
Biological process (GO): intracellular protein transport; vesicle-mediated transport
Cellular component (GO): clathrin adaptor complex
Source: RefSeq, a predicted model, not a curated record
GCUCACCUGGCUCAGGUGGUUGCAAAACUCCGUCGAAUAGGAGGAAGUAGGUCGGCGCGACAGUAUGUCUGCCUCGGCGAUCUUCAUCCUUGACCUGAAAGGGAAGCCACUAAUCAGCCGCAACUAUAAGGGAGAUGUCAGCAUGUCGGAGAUUGAUUACUUCAUGCCACUCGUCAUGCAAAAAGAGGAAGAGUCUGACCUGACCCCGGUCCUCUCCCAUGGAAAAGUCCACUUCCUUUGGAUAAAGCAUAGCAACCUCUACUUGGUGGCCAUCACCAUGAAGAAUGCCAAUGCCUCACUGGUAUAUUCCUUUCUCUAUAAAGUGGUUGAGGUUUUUUCUGAAUACUUCAAGGAGCUGGAGGAAGAGAGCAUCCGUGACAACUUUGUCAUUGUGUAUGAGCUACUGGAUGAGCUGAUGGACUUCGGGUUUCCUCAGACGACAGAUAGUAAAAUUUUGCAGGAGUACAUCACUCAGCAGGGCAACAAACUGGAGACAGCUAAAUCCCAAGUUCCAGCCACUGUCACCAACGCCGUCUCUUGGAGGUCGGAGGGGCUCAAAUAUAAGAAGAAUGAGGUCUUCAUUGAUGUCAUUGAAUCGGUUAACCUGUUGGUUAAUGCCAAUGGGGGCGUCCUGCUGAGCGAGAUCGUGGGUUCUAUCAAACUGAAGGUGUUCCUUUCUGGCAUGCCGGAGCUCCGCCUGGGCCUCAACGACAGGGUCCUUUUUGAGCUCACAGGACGUGGAAAAAAUAAGUCUGUAGAACUCGAGGAUGUCAAGUUCCACCAGUGUGUGCGACUAUCACGUUUUGACAAUGAUCGUACUAUUUCCUUCAUUCCCCCUGAUGGAGAUUUUGAGCUUAUGUCAUAUCGCCUGAGUACACAGGUGAAACCUCUCAUCUGGAUCGAAUCUGUCAUUGAGAAGUUCUCUCACAGCCGAGUGGAGAUUAUGGUUAAGGCAAAGGGCCAGUUCAAGAAACAAUCAGUGGCCAAUGGUGUGGAGAUAAGUGUGCCUGUCCCAAGUGAUGCUGACUCACCCAAAUUCAAAACCAACAUUGGCAAUGCCAAGUAUCUGCCUGAAAAGAAUACGGUUGUCUGGAACAUAAAGUCCUUCCAAGGCGGUAAAGAAUAUUUGAUGCGAGCCCAUUUUGGGCUGCCCAGCGUUGAGAAGGAAGAGCUGGAAGGUCGGCCACCCAUCUCGGUCCGAUUUGAAAUCCCCUACUUCACGGUCUCUGGGAUUCAGGUACGGUACAUGAAGAUCAUUGAAAAGAGUGGGUACCAGGCUCUACCAUGGGUCCGCUAUAUCACCCAGAGUGGAGAUUAUCAACUUCGGUCACAUUAAUCGUAUGAUUCCAGAGAUUCUGAUACUGUCAAGAAUGAAGACGUCUGAAUGACUUUUAAUCCAGGCUCUAUUUGGAUCUGAUCUUGUAUAUUUGUAUAUUUCCUGGCAAAGUGCUACUCUGAUCCUCAGUCCAUCCAACCACCACUUGGGUAGAUAGUUGUUGGACAAUUGCACCAAAGGUUGAUCUGGGUGGGAGAGAAUCUUACUCUUAUUCUUGUCUACAAUGGCAUGUAUACUUCUUCCUAGCUUGAAUGAAAGAAUGAAAGUUUGUAUACUGUGCCUUGCAAGGGUUUUGGGUGAAAAAUCUUUAAUGAGUAAAAGAGCUACUGCGGUGCAGUGGUUAGAAUCAGUACUGCAAGAUACUUCUGCCUGCCUGCCAGCUGCCUGCAAUUUGGCAGAUUG